AUGUUCAACGUUACGAAUCAUAUCACUUCCGAUGUUUUAUACGCCCAGGCUGGCACUGAUUUCAGCAAGCUGAGUUGGUUGGAGUCGAAAUGGGCUGCUUGGUACUUGUGGAUUGGCAACCCAGUCCUUGCCACGGGAAUCAUGAGUUUUUUGAUGCACGAGUUGGUUUAUUUUGGUCGUUGUUUACCGUGGAUGGUCAUUGAUGCUAUCCCGUAUUUCCGCAAGUGGAAGCUCCAACCAAACAAAAUCCCAACGCCAAAGGAACAAUGGGAGUGCACAAAGUUGGUAUUGUUGACGCAUUUUACAAUUGAACUCCCUCAGAUUUGGUUCUUCCACCCGCUAGCAGAGUCAUUAGGCAUGGAAACAUGGCAGGUGCCACUACCUCCCUGGAAGACAAUUGCACCACAAGUCCUCCUCUUUUUCAUUUUGGAAGACGCUUGGCACUACUUCUCGCACCAAGCUCUUCACUAUGGCCCCCUCUACCGACAUAUCCACAAAUUACACCAUAGAUAUAGCGCUCCUUUCGGUCUCGCGGCCGAGUAUGCCCAUCCCCUUGAGAUUCUGAUCCUUGGAAUGGGCACCGUCGGUGGACCGCUGCUUUUCUGCUACCUUACACGGGAUUUGCAUAUCAUUACGGUCUACAUCUGGGUCUUCUUGCGUUUGCACCAAGCUGUUGACGCUCACUCAGGAUAUGAUUUCCCUUGGUCGUUGCGUAACAUAUUCCCUCUGUGGUCUGGGGCUGAACAUCAUGAUUUCCAUCACAUGGCUUUCACCAAUAACUACUCCACGUCCUUCCGUUACCUCGACUACAUCUUUGGCACAGACAACAAGUACCGCGCUUAUAAAGCUCGUGUCGCUGCUGCUGCCAAGGCUGGUCAAAAUAGGGCUGAGGUGGAGAAGCGACUGUUGGAGGAGACAGAGAGGGAAGGUCAACUUGCUGAACACGAAGCUGAGAUGGCGGGUAGUGUUUUGUCGAAGACUAAGACCUUGUGAAGUGGAUUGUUAUGAUGGAUGCGUGGCCAUGUCUUGUGAUAUCUCUUACAAACUUAUUUUAAUAACAUGCCGUGGCUCCCCGUGGGGGGGUCAUUACAGCGCCUCUUUCAUGGGUUUAUGGUUACGCCGUUCUUUUUUCG
Molecule: messenger RNA, 1133 nt
Organism: Cantharellus anzutake
Lineage: Eukaryota; Fungi; Basidiomycota; Agaricomycetes; Cantharellales; Hydnaceae
Product: putative ERG25-C-4 methyl sterol oxidase
Exons: 7
Coding region: 1-993 (330 amino acids)
Biological process (GO): ergosterol biosynthetic process
Molecular function (GO): C-4 methylsterol oxidase activity; iron ion binding
Source: RefSeq, a predicted model, not a curated record